Molecule: messenger RNA, 1548 nt
Organism: Suillus paluster
Lineage: Eukaryota; Fungi; Basidiomycota; Agaricomycetes; Boletales; Suillaceae
Product: glycosyltransferase family 69 protein
Exons: 6
Coding region: 1-1548 (515 amino acids)
Source: RefSeq, a predicted model, not a curated record
AUGGCCUUCAUUCCGAGGCGUCAUCUUCUGACGAAGUUUAGCCCGCGCUCUUCGUCAUCAUCGGAUUUCCAAUCCUAUAACGUCUUUGAGCGCGUUACGGGUGUAGACAAGAUUCUAAAUGUCCGACAGUACAAAUUCCUGCAGGCGAGAAUGGGGAGAGACGCCGGGAGGGACAUUUUUGAUGAUGUCAUAGCCAACGGGGUCACUGAUUACUGGAAUCGCUUUCAAGCGCCAUUAAUAUUGGGACAGGACACUGCUCACGCAGAUCGUCAGAGCGUUCUGACUGCUGUUGAGAGCCUACUAUCUCUUAAUGGCUGGGUGGCUGCAUAUUGUCCGACACUGGCUCGUCCGUUCGGACAAAACAAGAAUGUCGAUGAAGAUGCGUAUGAUGACCUCGCCAAAGACGACAGGCUCUAUUUCGUAGCAAUGGCAAUUCACUCAGCCGACCAUUUUCUAGUCGAUCAACUAGCUGUCAUCGUCCAACUGGCUAAGCGCCUCGGUACUUCCAAUAUCUUUGUGUCCAUGUUGGACUAUGAUUCUACAGAUUCUACCGCCACUCUCACCGACCUUUGUGAAGCCAGGACUACAAUCGCGGCCUAUUACCCUCUGGAAGAAGCCUACAUGCGCAAUCUCGCACUGGAGCCUCUUCUUGAGCUCCACCAGAAGCGUGAUAUCGAGUUUUAUAGGGUCAUUUGGCUGAAGGGAUUCACAUGUCCCAAUGACAUCCUCGAGACACUGCGUGUCAGCAUUGCGAACGAGGCUGCCAUGGUGUGUGGGAUGGACUGGGCAGAAUCCAAUGGGCAGUUCAUAUUUUCUGACAGGCAAUCCACAUCCUCAUCGAAACCAGACGCAGUCCCUCCUCGAGACGAGAGCGGUGCUGCCCGAUACAUCCAACACCUUCCCUUCCAAGUAUUCUGCUGCGAAGCAGGUACCCACAUCGUUGAUCCAUCUCAGUCCUACUACAAAGGGCUCAAGUACCGCUGCGGUACUGACUUUCACAACGCAUCCUUAUCAUCAGACAGCAUCCCUCCACGUGCUCCCGACGCGGCAUGCCUGGACAGCAGCCAGGCCUGGUUCUGCAGAGACCUGUGGAUCAGUAAAGCGCUGAGUGACUUCCACGAGGACGAGCUCUCGCCUACGCCUGAACGCCAGACGCUUUCCCGCAGGCAACUCGAUGAUGAGGAGCAGGAUGCAGACGUGAACGCUGGCUCUGAUUAUGAUGCCAUGCCGGACUCUGAUGUCCCCAUUGAUGAGCUCCCUCCAGUGCCACUGUCCGUGCCUAAUUCUGCGUACACUCCCGCGCGCAUCCUGGUGAACCCCCGCUGUGUAACAACGUAUGCUGGCGUGAGCCAUACCCAGCUUGCGCUUGAUCUUUUUGGCAGUGGAGAUGAUGAUGAAUCUCAGAUCAAUGCUACAAAAUAUGUAUUAGAGGACUGGGACGGCGCUCCAGAGAGCUUCGUGUGUCAGGAACAAAGUCAAACCGGAGGAAGAAAAGCAGCCAAAACGCAGCGCUUGCUUGGAUUCGCUAUUCAUGACGAAUUACGAUGA